Habropoda laboriosa is the source of this 588-nucleotide messenger RNA. RefSeq names its product SUZ domain-containing protein 1. The record is from RefSeq and is a predicted model, not a curated record. NCBI's taxonomy places the organism in Eukaryota, Metazoa, Arthropoda, Insecta, Hymenoptera, Apidae. The transcript is spliced from 3 exons. Bases 63 to 485 code for a protein of 140 amino acids.
UUUUUUGGGGUGAUUUGUAGAAGUUAAUAAUUAGUAUAUAAUUCGAAAAAUGUCAACUAUGGAUGACGUUCUUGAAAGUUGGGAAGAAAUUGAAGAAUCAGAGUUUCAAAACCAAUCACAAUACAAACACCAGAAUGAUAAUGUUGGGAGAAGAUAGUAUGAGAUCUCAAUACGUACCUCCAAAACCAACAGUAAAAAUCUUAAAAAGGCCUACAAGAGAUUCACAAGGCAGUGGUGAUGGACCAUUAGUAAAUGGAGACAAACCAAAACAACCUAUUAAAUCUUUAAAGCAGAGGGAACAAGAAUAUGCAGAAGCAAGGAAACGAAUUCUCGGUGAAGAAAAAAGUCCGGAAGAAAAAUUAAUGCAAGAAAUAAACAGAAUUCAACCAAAGUCAAUAACUCCAAGUUGUAGUGGUUUACCAAGUAAUGUCCUUCGUAUGCCUAUUGGACCCGAUGGAACACGUGGAUUUAAUGUACGCAGGUAGCGCGUCUUACUGGGAUCAAGUCUUUCCACCCAUUUCUUUCCUUCUCUUCCUUCUUCUUGAUGCAGGGAAGAGAGGCAGCUAUGAGGCUGAUGGCAGAAAACAA